This is a messenger RNA of Medioppia subpectinata, 2205 nucleotides long. The record is from the annotation of a GenBank genome assembly. NCBI's taxonomy places the organism in Eukaryota, Metazoa, Arthropoda, Arachnida, Sarcoptiformes, Oppiidae.
AUGGUCAAUUAUAUUGAGUGGACAUUUCAUGAGCCCGAAGAAGGAGUCUUUCGCUUUGAUGGCGACUACGAUAUCAUUAAAUACCUGCAAACGGCUCACGAAUUGGGACUUUUGGUUAACCUGAGAACCGGUCCGUAUAUCAAUGCCGAAAGGGAUUUGGGAGGACUUCCGUAUUGGCUGUUGUCUAAGAAUCCAAACAUGAAAUUAAGGACAUCUGAUCCGACAUAUCUAUCAGCUGUGGACAAAUGGUUUUCACUAUUGUUGCCAAAGUUGGCGCCCAUGUUAUACAUAAACGGCGGACCCGUUAUUAUGGUUCAGAUAGAAAAUGAAUACGGAAGUUAUUACGCCUGUGAUUUUGCAUACGUCGACCAUUUGAGGGACUUUCAUAUCAAACACUUUGGCCGUGAAGUCCAACUCUUUACUACCGACGGAAACGCCGACUACUUUCUAAAGUGCGGCAAAAUAGACGGCGUGUUCGCAACCGUUGACUUUGGGUCCGGCCUUAAUAAUAAUGUUGUCCAAUCGUUUGCGGCCCAACGCGCGCACCAACAGUUCGGUCCGUACGUCAACUCCGAGUUCUACACGGGUUGGAUAGACCACUGGGAAGAGCCCCACUCAACAGUUAGUUCGGCCCAAACAGUCGAUUCUUUGGAUAAGAUGUUGGCCUUUAAUGCUUCUCUCAAUCUCAAAAUUAUUUUUCUUNACACGGGUUGGAUAGACCACUGGGAAGAGCCCCACUCAACAGUUAGUUCGGCCCAAACAGUCGAUUCUUUGGAUAAGAUGUUGGCCUUUAAUGCUUCUCUCAAUCUUAAUCUCUAUAGUUAUCCACUUUGCGGGGGCACCAACUUUGGAUUUGGCUCCGGCGCUAAUCAGGGCAAUAACGGACAGUAUAUCCCAUGCAUUACUAGUUAUGAUUUUGAUGCUCCGCUUACCGAAGCCGGAGACCCGACACAGAAGUACUUCGAUGUCCGCAAUUUUAAAUCGCUGAAAAUGACUAUAAAGUGUAAUCAUUACUUACCCCUCCCUAACGGCACAUUACCGGCACCGGCGCCUAAAAUGGAGACCAAACCCAUUGUUAUGAAACCAGUGCUGAAUAUAUACGAUAUUAUCAAAUCUCAAACACCCAUUGAGUCGACACUUCCGAAGACUUUUGAAGAAUUGCGAGUUAGAGACGGGUUUAUACUCUACUCCACAAACAUUACAUUCAUUCCUUCAGAUCCGGCAGUUUUGACGGUUAAUGGACUCAAAGAUAGGGCUCAAGUGUUUGUUAAUAAAGUAAAUACUUACCACUGGGAAGAGCCCCACUCAACAGUUAGUUCGGCCCAAACAGUCGAUUCUUUGGAUAAGAUGUUGGCCUUUAAUGCUUCUCUCAAUCUUUAUCCACUUUGCGGGGGCACAAGCUUUGGAUUUGGCUCCGGCGCUAAUCAGGGCGAUAACGGACAGUAUAUCCCAUGCAUUACUAGUUAUGAUUUUGAUGCUCCGCUUACCGAAGCCGGAGACCCGACACAGAAGUACUUCGAUGUCCGCAAUGUUAUCGGAAAAUACUUACCCCUCCCUAACGGCACAUUACCGGCACCGGCGCCUAAAAUGGAGACCAAACCCAUUGUUAUGAAACCAGUGCUCAAUAUAUACGAUAUUAUCAAAUCUCAAACACCCAUUGAGUCGACACUUCCCCUGACUUUCGAAGAAUUACGAGUUAGAGACGGGUUUAUACUCUACUCCACAAACAUUACAUUCAUUCCUUCAGAUCCGGCAGUUUUGACGGUUAAUGGACUCAAAGAUAGGGCUCAAGUGUUUGUUAAUAAAAAAUAUGCGGGAACUUUGAGUCGGACUCGAAAUCUAUUUACAAUAGGAUUGGAUAUAGAGUUUGGAUCACAACUGGAUUUGUUGGUCGAAAAUCAGGGAAGACUUUGUACUGGAAAUGUUUUCGGAGAAUCAAAGGGCAUCACAUCUAACGUGACAAUUGGUCCGCAAAUGUUAGGGAAUUGGAAACAUUAUUUGUUAUUCAAGAAUUGGACCGAAAGUGUGGCACAUAUUCAGGAUUCUUCACAUCAAUUGCCGAUCAAAAAGAGUUCAUUUGAAAGGAUUCCUGGAUUUUAUUUCUCUGAGUUUGUGUUGUCUGACAAUAAGGACUACCCUUUGGAUACAUUCCUACGUUUGGACGGUUGGCGUAAAGGAAUUCAUAAUUGUCGUCAAUUGGUUUGA